Messenger RNA from Entamoeba invadens IP1, 2850 nucleotides. RefSeq lists its product as hypothetical. NCBI's taxonomy places the organism in Eukaryota, Evosea, Mastigamoebida, Endamoebidae. The transcript has 2 exons. The coding region runs from base 1 to 2850 and encodes 949 amino acids. The record is from RefSeq and is a predicted model, not a curated record.
AUGGCAUUUCUUCAGCAGAAUUAUGGUUUACCCGUUCCGCCACCGACACUUUUAGAUUCUACUCUUGAAUCAUUCAAGAUACCAUCGACGGAUCGAACGAUUUUAUUAACCAAAUUAUAUCAAGAGUCUUUAACAGUGACAUCUCUCAAUCCGAUGAUAGUACCUAAGAUAUUUGACCUUCUCUAUCUUCUCCAACAGACUCUAUCUCGACAAAUGCAAUCAACACAGCAAGCUAUAGUCACCAUAUCCUUAAUCAUUCGAUACCUUUCUCUCUUUCUCAAAUCGCCAGCAAUCACCCAAGAACUUGCGCAACUCUUCCAGCGCUGUUCCGAGGACAUCACGCGAUAUGCAAUCAACACCAUGAAUAUCACAGUCUAUUCCCACGCUCUUCAAUCCCUCUCCGGACUGAUAAGGAACAACCCAAGAUACUACAACCUCUUUUAUUUCUGUUUUAGAGAACUCUGUGUCCGUCCAUACACGGCGCGGUUUACGCCAGUUCAAUUAGAGAACGUCUCGUUAUUAGUCGAGUUCCAAGUGUCGCGAAUAGCAACUGUAGCAAUGGGGCACAACGCGAUGAAUACGGUGUUGAUGUUAUACCCCGUCACUACACUCUUUAGUAUCCACAGCGAACCAACCCUCAAAUCGCGAGUGCCGGAAAAGAUCAGCGACAGAUAUCCGGGCAUCGAAAGAAUCUCGACGGGAGAUGUCAGCGAGAUACUCAUAGGGUUAGUCGAGAGGACCUACGACGCUAUUGAAAAGAAGGCGAUCCGAUAUCCGUAUCGCUAUGGGAUGAACCAAGAAUGUCUGAGUCAACUCUUUUCGUUGUGGAAAGCUGUUGAGAACAAAUUGGGGGAGUCCAUUCGGAGUGAACAGAAUCGCGACAACUUGGAGGAGAAGGAAUACAAGGCGGAGGUGACCAGUCUUGCGAUGGAAGAAGUCAAAAUCGAAGAAGAAGAGAUGGAAGAAGUGGUGAAUACUAAGAUGACUGAUUUGAAUAAGGAUGAUACUGUCCUUGGGGUGAUUGAUUAUUCAUUGGACGCAAUUACGCGAAUGUGUACGAACUAUGAAAAGAGUACACACCCAGAAGAACGCGAGAUAUGCGAGAAAAUAGUGAGCGACAUUUUAUUGAUGUUAAUGAAAGACGUUGACAUUGAAAAUGUACGGAUGGAAGGGUACACGUUAUGCGAAUAUUUGAUUCACGUUUCGACUAAAGAUGGGUGUAGAAACAUCAAAUUAAUAGCAUACUUCAUGUUCGAGUUGUAUGGGAGGAGAUUGAAUGAAUUGUACAUGUCGCUCUUUAAUAAAGUGAUGUUCCAAUUGACUCACCCACCACAAGAUGGCCUUAUUACCUUUUUCAAUCUAAUUCCUUAUAUCCCAAAAGAAAUAGAAUGUCUAGAAGAGAUGCUAUCGAUGUUACGUAUACCUAAAUCAAUGCAAGUGGAAGACACACAACUCGACCAAGGUCUCGGCAUUGAAAAUUCUUCUGACACAGCCAAAGAUGGAACAAUCGUCUUUGGCGAUCGCUCCGUUCAACUUCCUAAAGUCGAGAAAAUUGAGAACGACAUGACAGAGAAGAAGGAAGAACCAACUCAAAUGGAAAUGGUCAUUUCACACGACGAAGCAAACAUCGAAACGGUGCAAAGACUGAUCGGAUUUGUCAUUCAAAUAAUCAAACAAACACCACAAAGCCAUGUUAUUCUUCUUCCAUUACUUAUUAAGCAUUUAUACUGUUUACCAGAACAUAUGAUCAUUAAUGUCAUUGGCGUGUUAUGCACAGAGAUAUACCCAGAUAUCUCCGGUGGGUUAUUAGAAGGCGGGAAAUCAAUUCUUCACAUGUGUUGUGAGUCGAAAAACGUUGAAUACAUUCAGCCGUGUGUCAAACUGAUCUUUUCAAUGUGUUUGUACAAAACUAAUUUGUUAAUCGAGUUCAUCAAAUCGUUAAAGCAAAUUCGUGUGACUGAGGAGUUCAUGGAAAAUUUUGUGGGUGGGUUUCCUUUACUCUUCAGAGUGUUGUUCCACUUAAUCAAAGACAACUAUCUCGUCGAGUACGUCAACUUUAUGACAACGUCGGACGCCGACUUGAACGGGUACAUCCUCCCACUCCUCCAGGCGUUCUCGGACUUCUAUCUCCCUCUCUCUCCUGAACACGAAAUUUCUUUAAAGGUGAAAGCUGUUGUGGACGUUGUGUUGUCCAAAUUCAUUGCUUCUCCUGCAGUGUAUUUCCCAUUUGUUAUUGUCGUCUUACCAGUUGUUAUCGUGCCACAUAUGAAAAUGAUUUUCUGGUGGAUAUUGACAAACUUCGGGAGCAAUAAAGAGGUUCUUUCACUUGUAUUUGGUCGAGUUUUACUUAGUCAAGCUACGCGAUAUAAGUUUGAAGAUUUGAUUGUCGCGAUAAUGGAAAACAAAAGUGUUCAGCUUGUCGAUCAGGUAGAAUUGUGUUGUGGAGCUAUUAUGAAUUAUAAAUACAGCACAGUGUACACAAAUGCAAACUUCUCUCAAGCAGUCGAUGUGAUUACUGGAAAGAAUUUGGAAACAUCCGUGUGCUUGAGAUGCUUGUUGUUCGUGUUGAAUGUAGGAAAGGAUGUUUCUUACGAGGCGCUGAGUGAUAAAUUACUCAGAACGGUGAAAGGAAGCGAUAUCACUGACGAGGUGAUGCCGAUAUUUUCCGCUCUUGUUGAAAAAAUAUCGCCACAGGGUAUUAACUUGUUGAUGCUUUUGUCAGAGGAAAAGAUGAAGAAUGUCCUCAUAAGCAACCAAAAGCUUCUCAACAACAUCACAAACAUGCUGCCAUCCCAGAAGGCAAAGACUGAUAUUUCUAUCAUUAGGACAGCAAAUUUGCUCAAAAAAUAG